This is a messenger RNA of Daldinia childiae, 1275 nucleotides long. Its product is annotated as putative opy2 protein. The transcript is spliced from 2 exons. NCBI's taxonomy places the organism in Eukaryota, Fungi, Ascomycota, Sordariomycetes, Xylariales, Hypoxylaceae. Bases 1 to 1275 code for a protein of 424 amino acids. The record is from RefSeq and is a predicted model, not a curated record.
AUGGCAGGCGUUCCCGGCUUCGUUGGGUUCUCCCUAAACGAAGAUGUCCCGUCAUCUUUCGCUAAAAGACAAAAUGGCUGUGUAAAGUGCGAGAGUGGUGCGCCGACGUGUCCCAGUUGUGCCGACGAUGAAAUAUGCCAAUUUAGUGUUCAGACCUGCACUGAAUGCCCUCAGGCCUUCUGUUUAAAAGAUCCAACCGCCGAUACUACCGCUCCCCAAGUCAGUAAAGGACCGAAUUCUGGUGCGAUUGCGGGUGGCGUGGUGGGAGGCUUGACUGCUGUCGCAAUUAUCACUUAUUUAGUCUGGAGGUUCUGUAUCAAGAGUAAGAGGUCUCAAUAUGAACCAGAGCCGUGGCAAGGAGACGUAGAGCAUACGAAGGAGGCUAUGAGUAUGCCAAAUGAGUUGGAUGGCUCAGGCCGAUCGAAACGAGCAUCGACACAUACCGUACACUCUAUCGCAUCUACCGUCCUAACCCGCGCUUCGAACAUUAUCCAGAUCGCAUAUAUUCCUGGAGUAACUAACCGAGCUACGCCAACAUCGCCAACUCUACUUGUUCCUCCAGUACCACCGAUUCCUAUCGCGCACUCGGACAGCGGCAGCAAUUCGCCCUUUGACGAACAGCGUUUCUUCGUUCCUGGCGACCUUCGAGACUCGACGUACUCGGGCAUAUCCGGUUACAGUGACCGUUCAUCAGUUGCCCGGACGUCAUAUGCUCCACGAUCGAGUGUUGCAUCUACUAUAUAUGGAAAGAACGCCGUUAUUUCCCCUCUCCCAGCUCAGAAGGGCAAUUUUCUCAAACCGUCUAUCAUCAGCGUUAAGUCGCGCGCUCCUAGCAGUAACAGCGGCAGUUCAACGCCGCCUGUACCAGCUGUCGACUACGAAAAAUACGAUCAACCACCUGCUUCUCCAGCCUUCAGUAUUGGCGCUACCUUUUUCAAAAACGCCAGCGCUUCAACGGCGACUGCUGUGCGGCCUCAAAUGGUCCGUGUUGGCAGCGGACCCAAGACAGUUGAUGUAAAAUCGAAAUCUUCCCCCGACACUAUUGAGGAGUCCGAUAACCCACACAAGGAGAGAGAGUCAAAUGCGGUGACAAUAAUUGAGGAUACGCCGGUUGUAGAUCAGGGUCCCUUUGCAGAUCCACCUAGCCGUGGGAACAAAAACAACAGCUCCCUUAGUGCAGUAAUGGGAGACUCGAACAGAAGGGUCGACAGAAGCAAAUCCUUGACAGGGCGAGACGGCAGCCCGUUCGGCGACGAAAAUGCCUUACGAGAAUAA